AUUACAAAAAAAAAAAAAAAAAAAUAAAGACCAUUAAAUCCUGCAACAUGUGCCAUGCUGAACGCCUCUUUUCCCUUUUAGUUUAACAUUUGUCAUUCUCACAUAAAAAUCCAAUUUGUAAGCCAUGGACAAGCCUGACUUUAAGUAUCUGCCGACCCAACAUCCCAUCAGUAAUGAAGAAGCACUGGCUGAAGCGGAAGUGUCGAAUCGCAUAGCAGGUCAAUAUGCUGAGGAACGCCAACACGGUUCAGCUCGCUCCUUUGAAGAUUUAGAAUUGGAACCUCCUAACAGUAAAGAUCGAGUGGAUCCCGAAAAUUCAUCAUGGGUUGAUGCGCCAAAGAACCAAGUUGAAAUUUGUAAGUCCUUGCAACAUAGCUUCUACUGUACUCAAAAACUCAAACCUACAGCAUUGAACGUAGUAGCGGCACCUGAUAACAUUUUACCCAAAUUAAAAGAUGAAACUCCUAUGAAGGCCGUCGAAAAGAGCAACGAAUGGAUUGCACAACACAUGGAUACAGACGACUCGACAUCGGAUAAAACAAGUAACAAGCAACAAUCUUCUCCUUAUAAGCAGUUGCCCGACGGUACUUCAGAGUUAGUGGGAUAAUCAUGAAAACCAUCCUUGACACGUUUGUAAUCUAAAUUAAUGUAAUCAAUACGAGAUAACCAGCAUUUCAAACUGUAUAAUAAAAACGAAAACAAAAAAGAAGCAC
This is a messenger RNA of Radiomyces spectabilis, 713 nucleotides long. RefSeq lists its product as uncharacterized. The coding region runs from base 125 to 607 and encodes 160 amino acids. The record is from RefSeq and is a predicted model, not a curated record. NCBI's taxonomy places the organism in Eukaryota, Fungi, Mucoromycota, Mucoromycetes, Mucorales, Radiomycetaceae. The transcript has 2 exons.